AUGAAGUCCUUCACAUCCACGCUCUCCCUCCUCGCCCUCUUCCUCUCCUCCUCCCUCGCCGUCCCUACCCCGGACACAAACGCCGCAGCCGCAACCUCCGUCUCCGUCUCCUACGACCAGAGGUACGAUGUCGCGGGCAACUCCAUGAGCACCACCUCCUGCUCCGAUGGCCUCUACGGCCUCGCAAGCAAGUGGCCCACCUUCGGCGCCGUCCCCAGCUUCGCGCUCAUCGGCGGCGCGCCCACUAUCCCCGGCUGGAACAGCCCCAACUGCGGGAAAUGCUACAAGCUGCACUUCGCCGCUGGCAAUGUCGACCAGACCAUCUACGUGACCGCGAUUGACGCCGCGCCCGGUGGCUUCAACAUCGGCUUGAAUGCCAUGAACCAGUUGACGGGUGGAUUGGCGGGGCAGCUCGGACGUGUCACGGCGACGUACGAGGAGGCGGACAAGUCGUUCUGCAAACAGUGA
Messenger RNA from Aspergillus clavatus NRRL 1, 468 nucleotides. It is a transcript of the gene aspf13, whose product is annotated as allergenic cerato-platanin Asp F13. NCBI's taxonomy places the organism in Eukaryota, Fungi, Ascomycota, Eurotiomycetes, Eurotiales, Aspergillaceae. The transcript has a single exon. The coding region runs from base 1 to 468 and encodes 155 amino acids. The record is from RefSeq and is a predicted model, not a curated record.